UACAAAAUGUCUGUGUGCUGCUAUCAAAUACAGCUGAGGAAAAGGACUGUGUCUGUAUCCUGGCUCUCCUGGUUGCUUUGGUGUAGCAUGAUGCUUUCUCCUGCUUGGGGAUAUGUGAUAGUCAACUCUGUCUCCUGGUCUGUUACCAAUGAGGUGGAGGAAGAACUGGAUAGCUCCUCCAACGAGGAAGCUCUCCCUGCACUCCUGGAAGACACGACUAGCAUCUGGAAGCAGAGCUACCCGGCCUCUGUUUACAAAGAAGAUGGGCAAAUGAGGUCCAGGCCAGUGGCUGGAAGAUCCAAGCAGGUAUCCUCUCCUUCUAGGAUGUUUUCCUACAGGAGAGAGAGUGUCAAAGCGACAGACGACAGCAUUGCUCCUCUGGAGCAAGCAAUCAGAACUGCCCGUUUCCUGAGCCAUUAUAACAGCUGGGGCUUCUUGGCUACUCAGUCCACGCAGGAAAAGAUCCAAGGGAUGCCAUUUGGGAAUUAUUUACCUGUCAGUGAUGGGCCCAUAAAUAACAGCACUGGAAUCCCUUUCUUUUAUGUGACUCCAAAGGACAACUCUGUGGCAGACCUAAUGAAGAAUCCAGUGGCUUCACUGACCCUGCCAGAGGCAGAAGGAGAUUUCUGCAGCAAUGUUUAGUGCAUUUCAGUACAUUUCAACUGCAUCAGGGAAAAUGAAAUGUUUAGGCUGCUGAUGAGUUGGAGUUUGACAUUUUGGUAUCUUGGAAACCUUGAAAUGUACUUGGUUUUUUGAUGUUGUUGUUUUUGUGUAUGGCUCCGUGGCCUUAAAACAACCAGCAUAACCCACAAGGUUAGUGUUGUGACGUUACAGUAUACAUUUCUCAGUGCAAGGGUUUAAGAGGGCGGAUUGUUUUAUGUACAGGGCACUUCUUUUCCUGCUUUUGUAGAAAGAAAUCCUUUGUCAGUUCCAUUUUUAAUGUUAGAACAUCUCUGUUAAAUGUAUCAUUUGCAUUAGGAUUAACCUAAAAUUAUACAAAACAGCUAAAAUAGUAGCAGUUUAAGUAACAAAGAGUGUUCCUACUUAUGCCAGAAACUAAUUUGGUCCUAUAACUUUUUUCAUAUAGGCUUUGAUUGGACUAUAUACCUAUUCUGGUACCAUUACAAAAAUUAAAGUACACUUGAAAGCUGAUUGAUGCCUGCGAUCAGUUUUAAGGACUAGUUGGCACUCCAGUGAGGAAUGGUUUCGAGGUAUUUCACACAAAAGGAGUCUGGAUUUAGAAAGAAAACAGAGGUGGCAUUUCAAUAGUCCUUUCAUACUCAAGUAUCAAGUGACCUCUGUACUCACAUAUAAGUGUGAUGUUUCACUUGUUUAGUAGUAGACUGAAUUAAUUUUGUUUCUGACAGUAAAAUUAAAAUGUUGGUGCUAAACAUUUUCACUCCUUUCAGAACUAAGGAAUAUAGGAUAUGUUUUGAUUUUAUACACUUAUAUCUAAUCAUCUGGAAAGAAAAUGUAAAAAAGCUAACUUAAACCAAAUUAAAG
Messenger RNA from Alligator sinensis (Chinese alligator), 1503 nucleotides. It is a transcript of the gene CREG2, whose product is annotated as cellular repressor of E1A stimulated genes 2. The record is from RefSeq and is a predicted model, not a curated record. The coding region runs from base 7 to 642 and encodes 211 amino acids. The transcript is spliced from 3 exons. NCBI's taxonomy places the organism in Eukaryota, Metazoa, Chordata, Crocodylia, Alligatoridae.